This is a messenger RNA of Solenopsis invicta (red fire ant), 1380 nucleotides long. It is a transcript of the gene Ufm1, whose product is annotated as ubiquitin-fold modifier 1. Gene Ontology annotation, cellular component: nucleus; cytoplasm. The transcript is spliced from 3 exons. The record is from RefSeq and is a predicted model, not a curated record. NCBI's taxonomy places the organism in Eukaryota, Metazoa, Arthropoda, Insecta, Hymenoptera, Formicidae. Bases 33 to 1232 code for a protein of 399 amino acids. Gene Ontology annotation, biological process: protein K69-linked ufmylation.
AUUGGUAUACUUGUUUUUUUAUUUCACAGUCAAUGGUUGCCAAUCCAUCGUUUGUAGAGGUUAGGUUGCAAGUUUUGGAUUGUAAUCAAUUGCAAAGACUUCAAUUUGGAACGACUGUUAUUAUUUGUCAUAUUUUAUACAAUCUUGAUUCUACGUGUGAGCGAUUAUGGCGUCCAAAGUCACAUUUAAAAUUACUCUCACAUCCGAUCCCAAUCUGCCAUUCAAAGUGUAAGUGGCUUUAUGAUGCCUUAAUUGCGCUUAGAAUAAAUUUAAGAAUGCAAGCCGCCGGUUCUGACAUUUUUAAGACCAUCGACGCGUUUCUCGCGCUAUUGCAGAGUCCAACUGUUAGUGAACAAAUGACUGUACAAAAUAUAACACAAGCUUUCAAUUGUGCUCGUUUCGUUGAAGCCGCCGUUGCCAAAGUGCAGGCUGAAAACAAACAGUUGCCUUUCGAGAAAUGUUUACAUCAAAAGCUAAAGCGAAAGUUAUUUCGGCAGAAUCAGAACAUUACAUGCUCCGAUCUGGAAAAAGCCUGCGACCUAUUAUUAGAAUGUUAUAUGAAGGAUAGUCAUAUUUCUACAGAGAUAGUAGACGAGUAUCUGAAACUGUAUACUCAACAUUUUGGACAGAACAGAUUAAAUGACUUUCUGAAUCAGAUGAUAAGCAACUCUAUUGCCACAAAUAUGAUUAUAGAAUCUUUAAAAGAAUUAGGAGUGCCACUGUCUUGCAUGGAAGAUGAGGCGUUAAUUAUGUCGUGGCAGAUGGCAAUAGCUAAUGGCGAUCGAGAUGAAGUAAUGGAAUGCAUAAAUAAGAUGUUAAACGAUGGUCACGUUUCAAGAUUGGUACACUUGACGGUUGAAUCGCAUGAUGAUACAAUAAAAAAAUUGGUUGUACAAACUUUCACCUCGAAGCUAACCAACUAUGAUCCUGAGAUAUGCGUCGCUUUAGCCGAUACUGAGAAGAAAUUACUCUUAAGAUUACUUUGCGACAGCACUCAGUUUUGCAUAGAUUUUGUCGAUGCAGUAUUCUACUUUGGCCGAAACAUGUAUCUUAUGGAUGGAAAAUGGUGUUCAGAUUUUAAAUUUGUGUACAAACAUCUCUGCCAAAUAGUGAAAGUUUUGUUAAACGGCCCUCGCGUAAUUCGUGAACAAGUCUGUAAUAGAAUAUCCACUGUUAAGACUCAACCAGACAGUGAGAUAUGGAGUAGCGUUGAAGCAGACAUUUUUAAAUGAUUUUCUAGACUUCUAAUACUUAGUGUACCAGAAAACACUCCGUUUACUGCCGUAUUAAAGUUUGCUGCUGAGGAAUUUAGAGUGCCUCCAGCUACAUCAGCCAUAAUUACAGACGAUGGCAUAGGAAUUAAUCCUCAACAAACUGCAG